Xylaria bambusicola is the source of this 1123-nucleotide messenger RNA. Its product is annotated as glutathione-dependent formaldehyde-activating. The transcript has 4 exons. NCBI's taxonomy places the organism in Eukaryota, Fungi, Ascomycota, Sordariomycetes, Xylariales, Xylariaceae. Gene Ontology annotation, molecular function: carbon-sulfur lyase activity. The record is from RefSeq and is a predicted model, not a curated record. The coding region runs from base 290 to 832 and encodes 180 amino acids.
AGUGCCACCUGGAUAAGAAUAAGAGCCGUAAGAUCACGACGUCAUCGACCUGCCAAGAACAGCGCCACGGCACGUGACACCGCGUCAAACUGGUUACUUACUAUCUUGGAUGCUCGUUUCGCUGACGAUGAGAGUUGUACUCUUAGUUUGGAUCGAUGAGUCGGUCCAACCGCCCCUGACACGUUAUACUUUUCAAAAGAGCCCCCCCUUCGCGCUUCUCUUUAAAGUCAAGCUCUCUUGGCCGGGGCCGUGAAAAGAGUGGAGCAGUUAGCUGAAGAGAUAGUCAGACAUGGAAGCCCGGUGUCAGUGCGGGGCCGUCCGCUUCACCACUCCGCUCCCGAAGCCAUUAGCGCUGUACAUCUGCCACUGCGCCGAAUGUCGCUGGCAGUCGAGCUCUGCAUUCGGAACCUCGGCGAUAUUUCCACGCUUCGAACUACCUAAAACUGACUUGCUGUCCUGUUACACUCGUCCGACGCACUCAGGCCACACCUUAUACUGCUAUUUCUGUCAGCGCUGUGGCACAAGGCUAAUUCACACGACCCCUGGUAAGAACGUUGUCUCUGUGAAAGGGGGCUGUAUCGACGGCCUUGAUUGGGGCAGUGCUACCCAUAUCUGGACCAAGUCUGCCAUGGUCCCUAUUCCGGAAGGCUCUGAAGCGCACUCGACAGAGCCCCCUGAUUCGGAUUAUAGCAGCUCGCAGGAGACUCUAGACCAACCUUCUGACCAUCCUGGCCCGCUCAUGAACAGUGGGGGGUGGCCUGAAGAGGCGAACACACCUGAGGUGGCGAAGCUCGGCCGCGUUAAAGGAGCCUGUGAGCUCAGUGGUAUUUAGGCGGUCGACGGCUAGAUAAGAUUGAGGUUCGAGCCUCGGGUUUGCUUAACAGGAGUCGUGGGGUUAAUUUGGCGAGCUUGGACGUGGGUGAAGUUGAUUGGAAUAUACCUUAUGCUCUGAUAACAAAUUCGAGCGUUGCGCUUUACCCUCGGUGUACAUAGGUUUACAGGCUAUAUCUUCAUUGCCGAGAUGUACGAAAUGAAUAUCUACUAACAAGAGAUUCUUUAUUUAGCUGUGAAGUGACAGUCCUGCGUGUCAUAUUGGCUCCAAUCGCCCCUUAGUAUUGUCACU